Paecilomyces variotii is the source of this 907-nucleotide messenger RNA. Its product is annotated as putative RNA polymerase II transcriptional coactivator. Gene Ontology annotation, biological process: positive regulation of transcription initiation by RNA polymerase II. NCBI's taxonomy places the organism in Eukaryota, Fungi, Ascomycota, Eurotiomycetes, Eurotiales, Thermoascaceae. Gene Ontology annotation, molecular function: transcription coactivator activity; DNA binding. The transcript has 2 exons. The coding region runs from base 241 to 762 and encodes 173 amino acids. The record is from RefSeq and is a predicted model, not a curated record.
CGCGUCUUGACGCGCCGUCGUGUCGCGGCCCAUUGAUUAUUGCAAUAAUCAAUGUGGUUAGAUAAGUAACCGAUCUUAACUAGUUAGCUCCCUCCAUGAGCUCAUCUCAUCACAUCUGCAACAAAACGAAGCUUACUCUCCGCUCCGACUUUGAACAUUCUCAAAUCAAAGGUCAUAAUUACCUUUCCGCUAACGCCUUUCCAACCACUAUAAUUCCAUUCCUACUGAACGUUUCCCGCAAUGGCACCAAAGUCUAACAAACGUUCCUCCCGCGAGGACAGGUACGAUACCGGAGACGACUUCGUCGUUGACGACAGUAACGGCCACGGCCCUUCCAAAAAACCCAGAAAAGAGACAAACAGAAAGGAGAGCCAGACGUCCGUUGCUGGCCCAAAAGGAGGCAGUAAGGUCGAUUCUAACGGCGACACGUACUGGGAGAUAUCGAGACUGCGUCGUGUCACCAUCUCCACAUUCAGAGGAAAGACUAUGGUGAACAUCAGAGAGUAUUAUGAAAAGGAUGGACAAGAGUUACCUGGGAAGAAGGGAAUCUCAUUGCCGAUCGAGCAGUUCUCUGCUUUUGUCUCUUUACUCCCAGAGAUAGAAUCGGUGCUUCACGAAAAGGGAAUCGUCGUGCCUCGCCCUGAAUAUAAUGAGUCCGGGGAAAAGGUCGAAGCGGAUAAAGGCAACUCUGAUACUAAAGAUGCGGCUUCUACGGGGCGGAGCAAUAUCGAGGAGACCAGUGAUGAGGACGAAGAGGAGUAAUUAUUGAAACUGGUCGGUGAAAAGAACUGGAGUCUGGCGUUUCUUGUUUCUACUUGGGCGGGCGGGGAGCGGCAACUUAUGAUCUCAAGUGGCUUUUGAUAUUUCUUUUACUCCUUUUCUUGUAUACAUAGCUUCAAAACAUGGA